Molecule: messenger RNA, 3574 nt
Organism: Trichechus manatus latirostris (Florida manatee)
Lineage: Eukaryota; Metazoa; Chordata; Mammalia; Sirenia; Trichechidae
Gene: AKAP7
Product: A-kinase anchoring protein 7
Exons: 8
Coding region: 72-1127 (351 amino acids)
Cellular component (GO): cytosol
Molecular function (GO): protein kinase A regulatory subunit binding
Source: RefSeq, a predicted model, not a curated record
CGCCCAGCCCCGGGCCGCAGAGCUGGGCAGCUGCCACCAGCGAAGACACGCCUUCGGCUAGCGCCGCGUCAAUGGAGCGCCCCGGAGCGGGAGGAAUAAAUUCCAGUGAGUGUGAAAAUGUGUCAAGAGAAGAGAAAAUGUCAGAGGAAUUUGAAGCCAGUACUGUGGAUUCGCUGGUAGAUAUGCCAUUUGCUACUAUAGAUAUAAAAGAUGAUUAUGAUAUCACUGAUGUACCUCAACUACAUUUGAAGACAAAUGAAGAAAAUGAAUGCAUCAGGAAAGAUCAAAUAAAGAAGAGGAAAAAAAAGUGUAAAUAUUAUCAACCCAACUAUUUUCUGUCUGUACCGAUCACCAACAAAGGGAUUACAAAAGGAAUUAAGAUCCUGCAAAAUGCAAUAAUACGACAAGAUAAGCGACUGGCCGAAGCAAUGGUCGGUGAUGGUUCCUUUCAUGUUACCCUGCUGGUGAUGCAGUUGUUAAAUGAAGAUGAAGUAAACACGGGUAUUGAUGCGCUUUUGGAAUUAAAACCAUUCAUAGAAGAAAUCCUUCAAGGAAAACAUUUGACUUUGCCUUUUCAAGGUGUUGACAAUUUUAGAAAUCAGGUUGGAUUUGUAAAGUUGGCAGAAGGAGAUCACAUAAACCCACUUUUGGAGAUAGCAGAGACUGCAGAAAGGACAUUUCAAGCAAAAGGCAUCUUGGCAGGAGAGAGCAGAAGUUUUAAGCCUCAUUUAACCUUCAUGAAGUUGUCAAAAGCACCAUGGCUCCGUAAGAAAGGAGUGAAAAAAAUAGAUCCUGAACUCUAUGAAAAAUUUAUCAGUCACAGAUUUGGAGAAGAAAUGUUAUAUCGUAUAGAUCUGUGUUCCAUGGUGAAGAAAAAACAAAGCAAUGGUUACUAUCACUGUGAGUCUUCAAUUAUGAUUGGCCAGAAACCUACUGGAAUCCGGGACUUAAUUAAUGAAGCUUUGCAUCGAGAAAGGAUGAGUCGCAAGUCCAAAGUGAAACAGAUAAAAGAGCUUUUAUUAAAGCCUGAGACUCAGGCCAAAAUUAGGAGGGAGCUUUUUGAAGGAAGACUAAUAAACUACAGGGAUCAAGCAAACAAUGUUGAUUUUAGUGCGACUUUGACAUAAACUCUACAUGGCUAUCAUGGAAACAUGGUUCAUGCAGUCUUUUCAGUUUAUUAGAUAUCUCUUCGGUGAGUACCAAAGAGGUAUCCUGAUAGUGUCAACAUGACAGCAAGCCAACAUUUGGUAAGGAAACAACCAUUUCUUGCCAAAGAAAACUGAUUCUGCUCUAUUAUGUUUUAAGCUGAACCUGUGCUUUAGAAGGAGCCUUGGUGGCUCAGUGGUUAAGCAUUUGGCUGCUAACCAAAAGGUCAGCAGUUCAAAUCCACCAGCUGCUUCUCAGAAACCCUAUAGGGCAGUUCUACUCUGCCCUAUGGGGUCGCUAUGAGUUGAAAUCGACUUUGGUUUUGGUUUUUAUGCUUUAGAAUGUUUGUUUUCUGUAAUGGUGAGAAGUAUUUUGUGAAAAGGACUUAUAAUUAGUUGAUUGUGAGAUGUUCCUUGGGUCUUUACAGAUAAAAAAUACAGACGGAAAAAUCAUUUACUGACAAAAAAAAAUUAGUAUUUUAAGAGUCACUUGACUCCUGUUGACAUGAUUUUUUUUUAAAUCAAAAGCACUGUUUAGACAUGUCUACAUCUAGUGUUAUUUUUAAUAGGAAGUGUGAAUGUUUAUUGAGCAUUAGUACUUGAAUGAACAUUUAUAAAUGUAAUUAUUGUAGUCACUGACGAAGAAUGUUUUACAAUAUCCAUACCUAUUAUUUUUCACUGAUCAAACCAUAGUUUUCUUUUUUAUUUCUUAGUCUGUAAGUAGUUGGGUUUUUUAUUUUCUACUUUUCUGAAGAUAAGCCCUAGGUCUUACCUUUUCCCUUGCAAUCUGAAUUUGUUCACACUGAUAUAUUUUUAAAGAAAAUUCUUGAAAAAUUUCCCCCAUAUGAUGAUUAUUGGUAACAGCUUUUUCUAUAGUCCUGGUAAAAUUGCUGCUACUAAUAGAUCAUGAUAGAGGGGAAAAAUUAUCUGGAGAUUGUUAUGGAUUGAACUGUGUCCCCCAAAAAUAGUGUUGUAAAUCCUAACCUGUGAGACCAAGUAUGAAAGCAUUUCAUAUAUAAAAUCCAGUUUAUUCAUGGAUUUUCGCUAUUUUUUCACUGGGUAAAUUAUAUUACAUUUAUUUAUAAAUGAGUUUAUGUAUUUUUCAUGUCUCUUAAUAAAUGUAUUGUUUUCCCUUUAUUGCCUUUCUGCAUUUUUCCUCUCACUCUUGGAAGUUGUUGGAUCUGUGUUGGUACAAUGAAGUCAUAAACAGGAACUGUGGUAGUUUCAGUAUUUCUUCACUCUUGUGUUCCUAUCAUUCAUGCUGAAAUAGCACAGUUAUCAAAGCACCCAAAGACAAUUGUGAUAGGAACUGUUGUCAACUUUAGACUUUUAAAGCAUUCCAAAUCAGACUGCUCCAGAGACAAUUAACAACAGAACAUUAAAUUUAAAGGGAACCUAAACAGCAACUCAUAAACUGCUAAUAAUGUGUCACUGAAGUGCAUCACUAGCAAAGAUGAAAGGAGCAGGUCUAUCCGGAUGCAAAAACCUGGUAGCUGCCUUACCAUGAAACACCUCCCAGUGGAAGAGGGUCUUAUGUUGUAGAGGGCUUCCUUAAAUCAACCCUUAAAAUAGCAAGCAAAUAUAUUUUUGGUCUCAUUUUUCAAAUGAGAAAACAGACUCAGAGAGAUUGAGUGCUUUAACCAAGGCCACACGGCUAUUAGGUAACUGGACCUGGACUAGAACCUAGGACUCCAUCUCAAAGUUCCAAUGCUAUUUUCAUCAUCCCAUAAUCUAAGCUCACAAUAUUUCAGGAAAGAUAGCACUUCUCAGCAUAUAUUUGUAAAUAUCUUUAUCCUCAGGGAGCUUUCACAAUCCAUCUGGACAAUUUGAAAGGGUAAAAUAGUAUAUAUUUGCAAGCUAGGGUUACAUGUCUUACUGUGGCUUUAGUUAAGAAUCAUGAUUUCUAAUUUGUUAAAUACCUACUAAAUCCUGGGCUGUGUGACAUGUGAUUUAGGCACAUUAUUACAUUUCUUCCCUUCAGUGACCCUGUUAGGAAGUUAGGAGUACUGUUUUACAGAUUAGGAAACUGGGGCUUUAAACGGUGACAUAGCCCAAAGUCAUAAAGCUAAUAAAUAAUAGAGCUAAACUUAAACUCAGGUCUGCCUUUAAAGUUAACACUCCUUCCACAAUGCCACACUGCCUCUCUCCAGCAAGUACAAUACAUUUCACGAGUUAAAGAUGCCUAACAAAGGGGAAGUCACUUUCUUUUGACUAGACCAGCUCCCUUGCAGCCCUGAAAUUCUAUGACGCAUAUGAGGACGGUCAGCUGAUGUGAUGGAAUGGGGAAAAACGUAUUUAGGAACUAAGGGUUCUAAUCCUUAUCAACGAUAUCUUUAUUUACGAGGUUUAUGAAGACAACGGAAAGUAUAAAAUAAAUCUUCAUAGUUCCAUUUUUAAAACCUAAUAAGAUGUCGGUUGACAAAAAUCCA